Gastrolobium bilobum is the source of this 906-nucleotide messenger RNA. Its product is annotated as protein RKD2-like. The transcript is spliced from 4 exons. NCBI's taxonomy places the organism in Eukaryota, Viridiplantae, Streptophyta, Magnoliopsida, Fabales, Fabaceae. The coding region runs from base 1 to 906 and encodes 301 amino acids. Gene Ontology annotation, molecular function: DNA-binding transcription factor activity. The record is from RefSeq and is a predicted model, not a curated record.
AUGGAUACUCAAAUGGGUUGGCGCUCUUACUAUGAAAUAGAUGAAAACCCAUUUCCAUUUACAUGCCAGUUUUCUUACAGCGGAAAUGGUAAUGAGUAUCCUGCACUAGAUUGGUCAAAUGAAUUUCCCAUACAAGAUGGUUAUCUUGAUGCUGUUCCUCUUAUGGAGUGCUACCCUUUAGAUCCUUUGUAUGAAACUCUCGCCAUUGAACCAACACCAAGCGUGCAAGUGCAAGAUAUUGGUUAUGUUCUCAAUGUUACUACUGCAGAUAAUGAUUUUUAUAAUAUUAAAAAGGGGCUUCCUGUGUGGAAUGAGAUUGAUGCUGGGUUCGAUUCAGAAAAUGCUUUUGCAUUUUGUAACAACGAAGAAAAUGGGAAGGAAAUGAUAAAAGAUGGGGAGGUUAAGCGAGGAAGAGAAGAGAGAAGUAGCAACAUUAGAAUGUUAUCAAGGAAGACCAUAUCUCAGUACUUCUACAUGCCCAUAACACAAGCAGCAAGGAAGCUUAAUGUUGGCUUAACACUUUUGAAGAAAAGGUGCAGAGAGUUGGGAAUCCGAAGGUGGCCACACAGGAAGUUGAUGAGUCUGCAAACCCUGAUAAAUAAUGUUCAGGAACUGGGGAAAGAGGAGGGGCAAGAGAAUGAAGAAAAGUUAAGGAAUGCUAUUGAGAUAUUAGAGAAGGAAAAGAAACUCAUGGAGGAAAUGCCAGAUAUGCAACUUGAAAAUAAUACAAAAAGACUUAGACAAGCUUGUUUUAAGGCCAACUACAAGAAGAGGAAGCUCAUCGGGUUGAAGGAAGGACGUGCUACAACUACUGACCCAAUGGGUGAAUAUAGUUAUGACGAAGAUGAACGAGAUAUUGAAUCUCUGUUGUCUGUUACACAGUCGUCUUGCAAUCUAAUGUUCUAG